Messenger RNA from Exserohilum turcica Et28A, 1290 nucleotides. RefSeq lists its product as uncharacterized. The record is from RefSeq and is a predicted model, not a curated record. Lineage: Eukaryota; Fungi; Ascomycota; Dothideomycetes; Pleosporales; Pleosporaceae. The coding region runs from base 1 to 1290 and encodes 429 amino acids. The transcript has a single exon. Gene Ontology annotation, molecular function: protein binding.
AUGUCAGGCAAUUUGACUAACGGCGACAGCGGAGGCGCUACCGCUCCCUGCGAUCGGUUGAGUAACUUGCCCGAUGAACUGCUGCUCCACAUCUUCGAGGCGGUUGGCCACAAUGCCAGGCGCGACCUCUGCAACGUGUCGCGCGUCAACAAGAAAUGCCACCGCCUGAGUGACGCCGUCCUGUACAAGAGCAUUCUUUUCGAGACGCCCGAAUUCCAUCUUACCUUUAGCGAGUCGCUGAGCCGCCGCCCGCGUCGUGGCUCUGCCAUUGUCGAAGUCAAGCUCGCCUAUCCCUCCUCGGAGCUAUCAGAGCUGGCUCUCGAUGCGCCAGUCCAUGGCUCGUAUCUCGACCCCAAGCGCUCAGACAGCCUUUCGCGAACCCUGUCCAUCAUGUCAAAUUUGGAAAAGUUGGAUAUUUCCGUACCAGACGUGCUGCUGCAUGGCAUCGGUACCCUGUUCAACGGCCCCUUCGAUCUCACCUGCUUGAAGACGUGCUCGUUAUUCUACCAAUGCGCCAACGAUGCAUACUGGGACCUCCGCGAAAACAUACACAUUUUUGCGCACCCGACUCUUGAGUCUCUGACUAUCCGACGAGCCAAGCUAGACGAGAAGGGCUUUGACCACAUUGAGCGGCCCCACCAGACAGCCCUGAAGCAACUUCAUCUGAUCGAGUGCGAUAUCAACGAUGAUUCCCUUGGAGAUCUCCUUGAACUGCCUGAGGCACUGGAAGAGUUUGUUAUGACGCAGACCGAAGAGCCAGAGCCCGAGUUGGAGGAGAGUUCGGACAAUGUUGGCGACUACAUUCUGGCCGCACAAUCGCAAGCCGAGUUUUUGAAGGGUAUCACCAUCGACCACCCAACACUUACUGGACGCAAGGUACUACGAAUGAGAGAUUUUGCCGCACUAAAGACCUUGCGCCUAAACUGGGACUACCAACUCUUUGGCAAAUCGUCCAAGAAACCGCGUCUUCACUCAGUCGGACUGCCGCCACUCAUGGAGACACUGGAGUUUUUCAACGAGCUAGGAAGCGAUGCCGAAGUAACGGAUCUCCUGCUGGCGACCAUUGAGCAGAAAGAUAUUGUUGCUAGGAAUUGGAAGAAGAUGGUAGUAGUCGAGGGUGACGACGGAGUGUCGAGAGAGAUCAAGGAUGCGUGCAAGGGAGCGGGGCUCCAAUUAGACAUUAUCGGGGCAUUGGACGAAGAAUCCGAGGAUGAAUCUGAUGGAGACGAGGAAUCAAAUGGGGAAGAUGGAUCAGAUGAGGAUGAUGAAUCGGAUGAGGACAGCGAAUAG